This is a messenger RNA of Lytechinus variegatus (green sea urchin), 932 nucleotides long. Its product is annotated as troponin T, cardiac muscle isoforms-like. The record is from RefSeq and is a predicted model, not a curated record. Gene Ontology annotation, molecular function: tropomyosin binding. The transcript has 7 exons. Gene Ontology annotation, biological process: sarcomere organization; muscle contraction; regulation of muscle contraction. Gene Ontology annotation, cellular component: troponin complex. Lineage: Eukaryota; Metazoa; Echinodermata; Echinoidea; Temnopleuroida; Toxopneustidae. The coding region runs from base 177 to 881 and encodes 234 amino acids.
AUGACAAACUAUUUUUUUCGAAACGAGCCCGCUACAUUGUUCGUUAGGAGUCCGUGUUUCUACUUGUCACAUCGUUCUAAUUCCUAACCUGUCUAACACCCAUCACGUGACCUUUUCGUCACGUGGUCUUGUCCAUGUUCUGUGUUGUCACGUGACAGAGAAAGAAGAAAGAAAAGAUGAGACUCGGGGCCCGAGAAUCUCUCAAGCAAAUCCAGGACUUGCUCGCCCAGUAUGACGCCGAGGCAGACAAAGUAGUCUCAAUUUUUAAAAGGCAGGAGUUCAAGCAGGAGAUCAUCCAGUCUUUGAAGAUGGUGAGAAAGAUCAUCGAGACGUACGACGAGGAGAUCGCUGCCCUCAGGAAGAAAAGGCUUGAGAGGAAAAAUGAGCAAGCGAUGUGGCUGGAGAGAAUCACGAAGAAUGAAGAAGAGAGGAAGAGAAGACAACGGGAAGAGAAUGAAAGACUAAAAGCACAGAGAGAACAAAAGAAAAAGGAGAGAGAGGAGAGGCAACGCGCCAUGAGGAACCCCAACGCGUACAAGAAUGUUGUUCAGGAUGAGAGGAUAAGGUUCGCCAGGAUGACGGUUGAAGAGCUCGCUAGAGAGAAAGAAGAGACCUUGGCUAAACGAGCCCCAGCCAUCGAUCUUGAUUCCCUGACGUCGGAGGAAGCCAUGAAGGAAGCAGCACGUGAUCUUUAUGCUAAGAUCGUCAAAGCUUUCGGCAACCUCUUUGAUUUACAGGAGAAAGAAAAGAGACAGAAAUAUGAUAUUAAGGAACUCAAUACACGUAUCGCCGCUUUGCAAGCUGCUAAGGUGAAAUCUACAUCGGAUGGCAAGAUAAAGAAGAUAUCUCUACCGUUCGGAGAACAGGAGGCCGCUGAAUAGCCUGGUGCACUCAACGUCUUGUUGCCAUGAAUGAAUGGACGAGGAAAGAAC